Phytophthora infestans T30-4 is the source of this 2134-nucleotide messenger RNA. RefSeq lists its product as uncharacterized. Lineage: Eukaryota; Oomycota; Peronosporomycetes; Peronosporales; Peronosporaceae. The record is from RefSeq and is a predicted model, not a curated record. The transcript has 2 exons. The coding region runs from base 100 to 1881 and encodes 593 amino acids.
GGAAGAUCGCGGCUCCUGCAAUCUUAGUUGAAAGAAGACCAGUGUGAGCUAGCCAGGGGUGUUGCUGAGUUGGUUCCCCCACACGCCCUCCGCUCUUUAAUGGCUGCGUCUUCGACAUCAGCGGGCUAUGGGAUCCGCAAUUAUUUCCGGCGGCCGUCGCAGUCACCGCCUUCCUCCGGUUCAGUCGAGCUUCAAGCUGACCUUAAGGAGAAGUCACCAGAACUGGACCCGCAGUUACGGCCGAGUGAGAGACAGAAGCAGCAGAUGCAACAGAUGCAGCGCAGCGCCGUGCUCGGGUCCUGUGCACAAGCGGUGGGCACUGUGGCUUCAGUACUCUUCGCAUUGAUCAACCGCUGUGGUCACUACGACGAGACGGCUCGAAACAGCUCAGUAACUCGCCAAGCCAAGAUUCUGUACGUCUCGCUGCUUGAAAGUGUGCAAAAGGAGCGUGGGGAGUGGCAGGGCUUUUCUUCAGCCUCCAAUGACAACAAUGUACCUGAAGAUAUCGAAGUCUUGAGUCCGCAAGCCCUCCUUACGUCGAGUAUCGAUUCGAAUUCCACUGCUGAUCAACUAGGCAUUCUCAACGAGCUACUUGAAGUAAGCUUUCGCAAUCUCAUGGGUCCGUUGGUGCCUCUAGCGCUCUACACGCGACAGAGAAAGAUGUUGCUACGUCAGAGUCUGGCUGUUCCGCCGGCACUCACGACGUUGGUGGCAAUUCGUGAGAUCUUGGAUCUCCUUGAGCGUGAGGUGCGGCACUGUCUGCUGCGCUUGUUCGCGUUGUGGGACCUCGUUGCUCUAGUCAGUGGCGAGGCACAGCCACUCCUCAAAACGAUCGCGGAUAAACACCACCACGUCUUCAGUGAGUCGUCCGAGUUCGAAAGCAUGUUUAUCUUGACAAAGCAGGAACUUCAAAUUGACGCGAGACUGGGUGAAGAUAUUCGAGCGAAGACCUGGCCACCCGAGUCGGAGGAGGCUGAGGAAGAAGACGAAAGGUUCUCGAGCGAUGGCGAUGUAAGCAGUUUCAGUGAUGAGAACCAGAUGCUACACGACGAUGCUGCUGGGAUACCAUGGGAACAGGAUCCAAACUUGGAUUCGUUUGCCCUUCGAUCCCGGACUUCAUCGUCCGUACCAAGCGUGCUUGAAGAGGAAGAUCAGGUCGGUGAUUAUGUUGAGGCUGAAGGAGGUGACUGGUCUAUCCCAUCGCCUCCUCGAUACCCCUGUCACCAAGAGCACCGGAAGACCCAGCGAGCUCGAAGCAUGGCAUCUCCUCCAGUGUCGGGAGGCGCGGGUCCAUUGAUACCGGUUCCAAUGAUUCCUUCUAGUAGUGAAGGCAUUCCACCGCCAAGCAAAGCGGAACACGCGACCAGGUCAAUCGAGCGGGUCCCAAGUGGCCACCGGCACUCGCAGCGGUCUCUUCUUUCGGGUCCAACCUCUCCAACACACAGCGCAAUAAGCCAAGCAAGCUCCAGUACCAGAUCCGCGUCGCGGAAGUCGAAGCUGCGGACUAAGCAGCGCAGUUCAUCGUCUACAAACGGUAGCUUUAGGAGCAAGCGCCAGCAGCACGAAAGUCACUGGCAAGACACGACCAGCAACGAAUCGCGGUCUCCUCCACCGUCUUCUCGCUCCACCGUGCGCCGAGGUGGCAGCAAGCGGUUCAGAGGCAUAAAGACUGCAUCGACUCGCCGUCGUCAAGCGUCUGCUGAUAAAACGAAGCAAGAACACGCCCAUGAGCUUUUGCAGGAUAAAGAAAAAGUGAAACCCAGCUUCCUGUCGACUGCGGCUUCAAGUCUAGCCAUCCCUGUAGCUGCUGCAACCUUGUGUGUUCUCGCAACCAUGGCCACCUUGGCAAUCUACGAGAUGCGCAGAGCUCCACGCAACUGAUGAGUCACGCUGCCAUCGGCUCGUAUGUAAAAGUCGAGUGGAUUCUCAGUUGACAUACGGUUCAAUGCAUGUACAUGUACUGUACCUUGUAUGAGAUACCGUGAAAUCUCAAUUGGUGCCGUCAACAACCGUGGUUUUGGCUUCCUGGACUCAGAGGUACAGGUACGGUACAAGUAUUAAUAUUUGUUCAUGUUGCCACAGUAGGUGCGUUGUGCAUACUGGUACUGUAAUGCAUUGGCUUUAUUAAAACCAA